GUUGCGAGCGUACACGAUUUCUUUUGUUUAAUUUUAUUAUUAAAAAAAAAUCUUUCUCUUCUUUCUUAUUAUUUGUUCACUUCACGCUGAGUGAGACAAGUGCAUAGGAGUUUGAUUAAAUAUAGAGAUUUUUUUUCGUGUUUGCUGUCAAAGUGAAAGCACGUGAAACAACAACAACUUACCAAAAGUGAGAAAAAGAUACUCAAAUGAACUCCUUAAGUUAUCGAUAAAGACAUAAGAAAUAAGUGUAGUAGUGAAACAAGAGCCAUCUAAAAAAAUAAUUCUAAAAAAAUAAAGUUAUUUAAUAAAAAAAAGUAGAUAAUUGUUCAAAAUGCUUCUCGAACUGACACAAAAACAGAGAAGACUCACGACAGCAUGCAUCAGUGUGUUUGGAAUUGUGCUCACCUAUUUCGUUGGAUACAUCCCAGCGAUUGUCACCACGUUGUACAUGCUGAGUGGCGAUCGUGUUACGUCAGUUUAUAGUUUGGCAGCCGCUACACCGAGAGAUUUAAAAGCGGCAUGGCGAUUCAUUUGUAUCAACUGGACCGUCCACCAAUGGAUCAAAGCCAACAAGACCGUUGGAGAUAUUUUCGAGGAAACGGUGAAACGUUACCCCAACAAAACCGCCUUAAUGAUGGAUGAUACUAAAAUUACUUUUAGUGAGGCCAACACCUUCUCAAAUCGCGUUGCAAGUUUCUUCAAAAGCAAGGGCUUCAAAAAGGGCGAUUCCAUUGCGUUGCUGAUGGAGACAAAAGUCGAAUAUCCCUUCUUUUGGAUCGGUUUGUCCAAAAUUGGAGUAACGACAGCUUUGAUCAACUACAAUUUGCGCAAAGAUCCCUUGAUUCAUUCCAUCAAAGCUGCGGGCGCGACUGCCGUUAUUGUCAGUGCCGAACUUAAGGAUGCCUUGACCGAAAUUCGUGACGAUCCGGAAAUCAAAGGGAUGCCAGUUUUCCAAUACAAUGGCCCGAAAGAUAAGCAAGACAUGUUGUCGGGUGCCACAGACUUGAAGAAAGAACUUGAUACUGUGUCCAUUGUACAAAUAACGAAAGACAGCAGUUUCCAGCCAAAGGAUAAGCUUUGUUACAUUUACACCUCGGGCACAACGGGACUUCCAAAGGCAGCUGUCAUUACGCACGUUAGAUAUAUGUUCAUGUCGAUGGGUGUGUAUUUCAUGCACGCAAUCCGUACAGAUGAUGUCAUCUACAAUCCACUACCUCUGUAUCACACUGCUGGCGGUAUGAUUGGUGUUGGAAUCGUGUGUCUCAAGGGGGUUUCGAUGGCACUACGGAAGAAAUUCUCGGCAUCCAAUUUCUGGGCCGACUGUAUCAAGCACAAAUGCACCGUCGCACAAUACAUUGGCGAAAUUUGCCGCUUCUUGCUAAGUACACCACCAAAGCCCGAGGACACAGCUCACAAUGUCCGUCUUAUUUUCGGUAAUGGCUUUAAACCACAAAUCUGGAAUCAAUUUGUGUCGCGAUUCCAAGUUGCACAAGUCGGAGAGUUUUACGGAAGUACCGAAGGCAACAGCAAUUUAGUUAAUAUCACAAACACCCCUGGAUCAGUCGGAUUUAUUCCACGAUCUCUCGGAUUUAUUUAUCCAGUAAUGUUAGUCAAAUGUGAUGAAGAAGGCGAACCCAUCCGUGAUAGUAAUGGAAGAUGCACGCGUUGCAAGCCCGGAGAGCCAGGUGUCUUCAUCGGUAAAAUCAAGAAAAAGUCCAUCACUGGCGACUUUGCCGGAUAUUCAGAUAAGAAAGCUACAGAAAAGAAAAUCGUCAAAAAUGUCUUUGAAGAAGGUGAUAUGUACUUCAAUUCUGGCGAUAUCUUAGUCAUGGAUCUUUUGUACAAUUUGUAUUUCAAAGACAGAACCGGAGAUACUUUCAGAUGGCGCGGUGAAAAUGUCGCCACAUCCGAAGUUGAAGCUGUCAUCAGCAACGUUGUCGGCUUGAAAGAUUGCACGGUAUACGGUGUCGAAGUUCCCCACACAGAAGGCAAAGCUGGCAUGGCUGCCAUUGUCGAUCCCGAUAACCAACUCGAUGUCGAACACUUGUCAGCUGGCAUCAAAGGAGCGCUGCCUGCCUACGCUCGUCCAUUAUUCAUUCGCGUGCUAAAAAGUGUCCCGAUGACAAGUACCUUCAAAGUGAUAAAACGCGAUUUCGUCAAAGAGGGCUUCGACCUCAAUGCCAUCAAGGAUCCACUGUAUUUCCUGAAUCACGACGGCGUUUACCGCAAAUUCACGCAGAAAGAUUACGACGAUGUCAUGAAUGGCAAAGCAAGGCUGUGAAUCAACGCUAAUAUCACUACUACUUCUACUGGAUUGACUGUGCAUUUUUUGCUACAUUUCGUUAAUUUUUUUUUUUCGUUCAAAUAUCGUUUCGUUUCGUGUGUGACUGCUGACCUGAUGCUACAAUUUUUAAUGAUGAGCUUAGUAAAGUGAUGAGAGAAUAAUUGUGACGCGCAAAAAUUUUGCAUAGAAAAAAAUUAUUUCAAAAAUAAAUUUUCCAUUUUUAAUUAAAAAAUUACGUAAAAUGGCAUAUUUUGAUUGCCUCAAGAAGAAAAAAAAGUAAAAAUAUCCGACUUUUGUGCAAUUAUCAAUAAUAUGUACCACUAUUGUUGUACUAUCAACGUAUAUUUACAAGAAAAAAAAAAUUAGAAGUAAUAACGUUAGUAAAUAUAUAUUGAAAGGGUGAUGUUGCGGAACAAUAAAAAUAAAGACUUAAUAAUCCUAAAGUUAGACAGUUGUUUAAUUUUAAAUUUAAUUAUAUUAUUAUAGGUGUAGUUAAUAAAACCUCUCUCGUUUUUUUAUAAAAUUUUCAUUGGAGGGCUUUAUUUAUCGGCAGCUAAAUUUCUAGAAAAAAAAAAUAUUAAAUUAAAUUGCGAACCUUUUUGUAAAUAACACAGUGCUUUAAUUUCCACUUUUAUGAUGAACAAAUUAAUAGAUAACGAAUUGUUGAAAUUAUAAUUUUUUGUUAAUUUUAAAUUUUUUUAUUAGAUUAAGAAUUUUCAAAUGUUUUCACCUUUUUAUUUUUGAUGAUGAACAGAAAAAUUGUAAAAAGGCGAUUAAUAUAGUGGAAAU
Messenger RNA from Culicoides brevitarsis, 3073 nucleotides. It is a transcript of the gene Fatp3, whose product is annotated as long-chain fatty acid transport protein 4. The transcript is spliced from 9 exons. Gene Ontology annotation, molecular function: long-chain fatty acid-CoA ligase activity; long-chain fatty acid transmembrane transporter activity. Lineage: Eukaryota; Metazoa; Arthropoda; Insecta; Diptera; Ceratopogonidae. Gene Ontology annotation, biological process: triglyceride homeostasis. The coding region runs from base 332 to 2281 and encodes 649 amino acids. The record is from RefSeq and is a predicted model, not a curated record. Gene Ontology annotation, cellular component: endoplasmic reticulum.